Molecule: messenger RNA, 1194 nt
Organism: Aureobasidium musti
Lineage: Eukaryota; Fungi; Ascomycota; Dothideomycetes; Dothideales; Saccotheciaceae
Source: the annotation of a GenBank genome assembly
AUGCCAGGAUAUCUUGACUUUCUUCAUGCUUUUGGUGCCCAAGACAAUCCCCAGGCACAGUACUUCGCGGGAUUCUACCAACAGACCAUGCUUGGAGACAAUGCUCAGAUCCCGAAGAUGUUUGGCCGCAGUUGGCGUCAGUACCAAAUUUGUUACAAUCUCAGAGGAGUGACACCCAAGAGGGAUUCUCAUGGCGAUAUAUCGGAAUGGUCUGUUCGGCAAGCCGCCAUACAUCAUCAGUUUGAUGUUGUCUAUGGUACUGCAUUGUGGAUUGUCACUAAGGGACGGCAAGAUCUACUCGAGAGAUUCGAGCAGUUUACAAAAAGUUCGUCCGGACGAUUUUUCGAUAGUCUGCAAGCUUGCUUCCAGACAAGCAUGCAGACUCAUCGCAUGUUUUGUCACUGGGCAGCAGAAGACUGGCGGCAGUACAUUGACUGGUUGGAAGAUGGUCUCGAGUCCAAUACUUCUUUGGCUCUCUACGGGUCACAAGAUUCGAAACUGUCCCGCGAAACAUACGAGCCUAGACAUCUGCAAGAGAUACAGAUGUGGAAAGAAAAGACAAGCCAGGCAAAAACACUGCUGGAGUCAAAUGCUGAUGUUAUGGCUGCCCUCCGAGCAUACUAUGUCACACUUCUGGACAACGAAGACUUCCCUCUGAGAACAGAAUGCCGGAGAGGCAUACAGAACUUCGCAGCGGACGUCGAAAGUAAUGUCGUUUGGAUCAAGAUGCAGGUUGCCCAACAUUUUCAGAACCAGGUCGCAGAGAGGACUGAAAAGCUAAACCACAAUCUGGAAAAGGAGGCAGUUGUGAUGCGUAUAAUCACCAUUGUCACCCUUGUCUAUCUACCUGCAACAUUUGUCUCGGUAAGUCGACCGUGUGAAGUUCGGCAUAGCUGGAUUCUUACGAUUGCAUUCAGANNCUUUUUCAGCACGGAUGUCGUACAUUACCAGGCUUCGGGUGACUCCGGAUCGGAGACGAGCUACUCGCAUCUUGCCAUGAUGCGGUGGCUACAGGUCACGCUCCCGUUGACCUUCGUAACAAUAAUCGGUGCUUGGAUGGCAUUCAAGACUGCGACUAUCUCUCGCAAGGGCGUGGAGAUGAAGAACAAUCUGAUGGUACACAAGAACAAAGCGACUGCGAGAUGGCGGGGCGGUGAGGAUCUCGAACUCGGAAAGGUGUCGUUUUCGACUUGA